This is a messenger RNA of Symbiodinium pilosum, 3063 nucleotides long. The record is from the annotation of a GenBank genome assembly. Lineage: Eukaryota; Dinophyceae; Suessiales; Symbiodiniaceae.
AUGCCUGAGGAGAGCAAGGACGAAAAAGAGGCAACUUCCAGGUGUAACUGGAAGUACAAUGUCCAGGUCACGGUGCUCAUGUGGUGUAGCACAUGCGCGCAUGUGAGGAUGAACAUGUUUUCGACGGACCGCAGCUUGCCGGCUCCGUCGCUUUUCGCUUCCCUGCCUCCUUUGUACCUUUCUCGUCGCUUCGACGACAUGGCCUCGACACCCGUCUCGUCGAUUGCCUCGUCUGCCACUAACGUGGCCGACGUUUUGGCGUCCCUCGGCAACGACGAGCUCGCGGCGGAGGUGGGGAGCUGGUCGGCGGAGCUGCAAGCUAAGGUGGUGGCGGCGGUAUCCGCCCUUUCUUCGACGUCGACAUCGACAUCGGCGUCUACUGUGGUCCGGCGCCGCAAGAGCAACAAGCUCGACGCGGCCUCGUCUUCCACGGCGGCAUCCUGGUUGGCCCCGGCGGUGGAGCCGGCUGACCUUUCGGCGGAGCUCACCGCGAUCCAGGAGGGUGAGCGCUCGCUGGCCGCAACCACCAUUGCCGACGACGAGGUCAUCAACUUCGGCGCCAUGCAGACGCCGUUGGGCAACGCCCGUCGUCGUGGUGGACUUCAGCGGCGCUACCGGUACAACCGCUGUGCCCCUUCCACGCGGCUCAGCGCCACCUACUUCGGCUGCGGCUCCGGGGUUCACCGGGCAGGACGACCCGCCGGGGGAUUUAUGCCGAAGCACGCCGUGAUCAACAAGUUCCGAGAGGUGCUGCAGGCGGCCGGGGUCGAGCUGACGUAUGUGGACCCCAACGGCAGACAGCUCUUCGGCGGCCACGCGGCUGGUACACCGGCCCGCCUGCUCGCCUUCGGCCACGACAUGCUCAACGCAUACUGGCAGUGGCCGGUUCGAUGGCCGGAGCACGGCGCCACGUUUCUGCCCACAGCGGCGGGGGUGACGCUCUGGGCGGGCGACGCGGUCCAGCUGGUGGUACGGGCGCUCCUAGCCGACUCCGCCUUCGAGACCUUCGGCGGCAUCUUCGGCGACCUGGGCCUCCAGACCAAGCCUAGCAAGGCCCAGCCGCCGGCCAACGAGCAGGUGAUACGUCCACGUCCACCUCGGACGGACGCCAACCUUACGCCGAAGCUGGUGCGGCGGCGCUCCUGGAUCACAUUCAGCCCGACCCAAGCCACCAUCUUCGCGGACGCGUUCUUCGUCGACCGCGGCCGUCAGAUCAAGGCGGGACACGUUCCCGACGAUGCCGGCAGGCACCGAAGCCAGCGGCGCCGCAACGGUUGGGGCUAUGUCGUGCAGAUCGGCGACCAGGUCUUCUAUGACUUCGGCGAAGCGCCGGCCUGGUCCUGGCCAUCGCCACCUUCGCCGCCCGGCUGCCGCCGCUCUGGACGGCUUACAUCGAUAACGUCGCCGGCCAGUGCGCCCUGGGGCUACGGCAACAACGGCGCCGUCAACGGCAUGGUGGCGGCCAUGUGGGGGCUGGCAGCCGCACAGGCGUGGGCACCCCACUUCGAGCGGAUGCCGUCGGCCGACAACAUUUCCGACGCCCUCUCCCGAGGCGACGAAGGAGAAGCCCAACGGCGAAGGUGGACGAGGGUCCACACCCGCCAGGACGAGAUCCUCCAGAUCCUCUACCAGGCCGGCGCCUCGACGCAGUACGCCACAGCCUCGGCGGUGCCGGUGCUUCUGAAGGGUACGGAGCCUAUGACCUGCGUCUUCCACAAGCAGGACGACAGGUUCAAGCAGCCAAAGGCACGUGUCAGCUUCUCGAUCUACUCCCCUUUCUUCACACAGGAUCCAAUGAGCUACACCAAGUCUGAACUGUGGUGUCGCUGUGUCGAAGAGGCUCUGCAGGAGUAUGCUUACGACGCAGAGGUUGCUGGCGUCAAGUACUCGCUCAGCUUGGGCUCUGCGUGCCUGAGACUCGUGCUAAUUGGCUACAAUGACAAGCUUCACGUACUGCUUGACGCAGUGACGGCAAAGAUGAUGUCCAUGGUGGAAGUGCCAGAGCAGAUCUUCUCCAUUGUGUCAGACGGCAUGGGGGAUGAUCUACGGAACCAGGCCUUCCACUCUCCACCCUACCUGCAGAGCAACAUGCGAAUGGAUGAGCUGCUGACAACCGGGAUGUCCUUCCCUGCUUACAAGCGGCUCGAGGCCUUCGAGCAGAUUAAAUGCUCUGACUUGAAGGGACUUGUGGAGCAAUUCUUCGCGUCUGGUGCUCAUGUGGAGUCCCUCAUGCUGGGAAACCUCACAGCGGACGAUGCGCGCCUCCUCUGCUCGAAGCUGACGACGGGACUGGGCCUGCGCAAGGCGCUGCCAGUGCUGCCGACGCGAGCGGAGGCCAUACUCCCCGAGGGAGCCACGCUCUGGGAGCUGGACAGUACCGACGAUGAAGAUCCGAACCAUGCAGUGUUCAUGAAGAUUCAGCUCAAAAGCGGCCUAGACAGUGAGAUGCUGACCAAACUCCUGGACAAGGCAAUCUCGACAAAGUUUUUUGAUCUGCUGCGCACGCAGCAGCAGUUGGGCUACAUAGUAGCAUUGAUGUCAUCUGCGCCAUUGGUGGCACCAAACCUCCUAGCAUUCGUCCAGACGGAGUUUAACCCCAGCUACGUCAGAGGGUGUAUAGAGAAGUUCCUUGACGAGCACUUUGACUUUGUGGAAGAAAGGAUGGCGGAGGAGGAGUUCGAGACCUGCAAAGCGGGACUGCUUGCAGAGCUUCGGCAGAAGCCUGAGGACCUGACGCAGGAGGCCCAGCGCUAUGGCCGCAUCUUCCUCGAUCGCACGUUUGAGUUCGACCGGAGGGAAAAGUGCAUUCGCUUCAUAGAGUCGUCAACAUUAGCGAUGCUGCGGAGCUUUGUCCGCGAUGAGAUGCGCAAAGCUCCACGAAUGUACGUGCAAGUCAAGAAGCUCCUGGACAAGGAGGAUAAACCACUUCCCGAUGGGGCGGUCAUCCCUGAGCCAGAGAACUUCAGGCGAUGGAACACGCACGUCGAAGCAGUCAAGUCGUUUGCUUCCACGGCGAAGUGGAACCCACUGAACAGCUCAGUCGAUGUUGCAGCAAGGUUAUGA